UGCAAACAAACCUCGAGGCCAUGGUAUUUAUGACCAGCAUUUGUGUGGAGCACCUGGAGAAGACCCGGGGCACUGUCAUCAACAUAUCCAGCAUUAGAAGCACUCGACCGAGUCCUCAAGAGUCGGCUUAUUGUAUGGCGAGAUCGGGGUUUGAUAUGUUCACCAAAUGUAUGGCCACUGAGUUGGGACUCAAAGGCAUACGAGUUAAUAGUGUUAAUGCGUGGUCGAGAUCAGGUCCACUCUCGACGGCAUCGCCUGACCUCAUACUCAUGGAAGUUGAAGAAAGGACAGCUCUGACCCUGGACUACUCGCCCACGUACCUUUGUGCGUGGUCGAGAUCAGGUCCACUCUCGACGGCAUCGCCUGACCUCAUACUCAUGGAAGUUGAAGAAAGGACAGCUCUGACCCUGGACUACUCGCCCACGUACCUUUGGUGCUCCACACAAAUGCUGGUCAUAAAAUGGUACCGGAGCUCCAAACAAACGUAUUGUGAGAACAUAAAUCGGUAUUUAUUACCCAGUAAUUACCCCAACACGAGCCCUAUCUGCCCUGUCAACUGA
Molecule: messenger RNA, 560 nt
Organism: Oppiella nova
Lineage: Eukaryota; Metazoa; Arthropoda; Arachnida; Sarcoptiformes; Oppiidae
Source: the annotation of a GenBank genome assembly